Messenger RNA from Notechis scutatus (mainland tiger snake), 1871 nucleotides. RefSeq names its product ST3 beta-galactoside alpha-2,3-sialyltransferase 6 (gene ST3GAL6). The record is from RefSeq and is a predicted model, not a curated record. Gene Ontology annotation, biological process: glycolipid biosynthetic process. NCBI's taxonomy places the organism in Eukaryota, Metazoa, Chordata, Lepidosauria, Squamata, Elapidae. Gene Ontology annotation, molecular function: sialyltransferase activity.
GGGAACGUUUCGGCAGCCGCAACAGGAGGAGCCUCGGUUCCUUUUAUGACUUUCCCCGCUGCCUCUCUGGCCGUUUGGUUCGAGCUUUGGCUCACAGACGCCUUCCUCGAGGCAAAAACUGGCUACCCCCCUCCCGCAUCCCCCUCUUCCGGCCCCCUUGUCCGAGGAGGUCCUAGUCCCUUGGGCCUGAAUUGCAGACCGGGAGAAGAGGCGCCGCCGCGAAGCAGAAAGACCCUCACCGAGAAAGGAACGUGGAAGGCAAGUGCGGCGCAUCCAAAGCAGGGCUAUUGGAAGAACAGGGCUGGCCGCAGAGCACGGUAUGCUGGUCAUGAAACAAAUAUUAUUCAUGAUUGUCCUGGGUGCUGGAGUGAUGUAUGCUGUAUUACAUAGCAACCUGUGGACAACCAACAGCUUUGGAUUGUCCUCUCUGAGCAGAAAACAUUGCAAUUUCAAAACCAAUGUUUCCACUUUCCUGACGAUGGAUAAUUUCUGUCCUUUCUUGUGCGAAAGUAAUUUUUAUGAUAUCUCUGCAAGUCGUGGAAAUAAUAAGUUUGAACUACCUUAUGGAGUGAGGCGUUCAGAAAUGUUUUUUCAACGUGCACUUUCACAACUUGAAAGAUGUGACCUGUUCCUGGAAGAUAAGAGCAGCUCAUCCUGUAAAAAAUGUAUUGUGGUUGGCAAUGGAGGAAUCCUUCGAAACAAGAACCUGGGUCAAAAAAUUGAUUCUUAUGAUGUGGUAAUUAGAAUGAAUAAUGGGCCUGUUAUAGGUUAUGAAAAUGACGUUGGAAGGAAGACAACAUACCGGCUUUUCUAUCCAGAGUCAAUUUUUUCAGAUCCACUUCACUAUGAUCCUAAAACUAUUGCAGUUUUUAUUGUCUUCAAACGGCAUGACUUAAAAUGGCUUUCAGACCUAUUAAGUGGCCACAAUAUAAUGGCAACUAAUGUCUUCUGGAAGAAACCAGCAAUGAAAAUGAUUUAUAAGCCUAACCAAAUCAGAAUCCUUGAUCCAUUUAUUAUUAAAAGGACAGCAUAUGAAUUGCUUCGUUUCCCCAGAAAAUUUCCUAGACGAGGAAGACCAAAACAUCCCACAACAGGGUUAAUUGCCAUUGCCUUUGCCUUUGAUAUAUGUACUGAAGUUCACGUGGCUGGCUUCAAGUACAACCUGCAGGAUCCGGGCAGUUCUUUGCACUAUUAUGGUAAUGACACCAUGUCUUUGAUGAUUAAGAAUGAAUACCAUGAUAUUGAUGCAGAGCAAAGACUUUUGAAGAACCUUAUAGAUCAGCAAAUUGUGAUCAAUCUCACAGAAUAACCAAAUUAAGAAACAAUUAUUUUUUAAUAAAACUGAAUGGGGAAAUUAUUUUUUUAAUAAAGUAUUUAUAGAAAUUUGCCAUUUUUAAAAAAUAUAAAUGUAUCUCACAUAUCUUCUAAGAAUGUCUCUGCCUUACUAUUAGUGUUUUCCCAGAAAGUAUCUAUCACAGUCAUUUACACAAACAUGUUAAUUUAAUAAUGGAAAAAUGUUGGCUGUAUUAGAUUAACAAAAAACUAUUAUUUCCUCUUAGUUUUAUGUUUACCAUUUCCCACAUGAUGGCACAUUGUAUCUACAUCUUGCAAUGUAGAUAAGUAGAGGUCAAGAUAAAAUGUUAUUAAGGCAAGAAUAUAUAAUGUCCCUUCUGUUGAGUUUCAAUCUUGAGUAAAAAAAAGUGAAGUGCUAAAAAAAUUAAUACACUUGCUCUCCAUAAUGGGGUGUUGGAAAUGCAUAUCAUUAGUUUCUAAAUCUUGUUUAAAAUGAGACUGCAAACUAUGACUUUUACAGUAAAAUGAUGUGUGUCUCGAUUAAAGCGACACAGUGAUAACUACUGGACAAUGCUAAA